CUCAUAAGCUCUCAUAGCUGAUUCAGUUUUUCACGAGACUCUAGAUUUUGUACAGACCACAAUUCACUCAAGUUAAAAACACGCCGCACCGAAAUUCAUUAAGAUGGGAAACGAUGGCAACGCUCCCCAGCCACAAUGGAGGACCCCUGGAACCAAUGGGUCUGGGUUUCCACCACCGCCGCCAACAGCGCAAUCUUGGACAGAUCAUUACACCAACACCGAUAAGACUUGGAAUUCGGCAGGCACGUUUAGCUUGUUCAAGACCCUUAGGAACGGCAAGAAUGGUGCACCGACUAGUUCUCGAAGGUCUCGUGUGUGGCCGGCGUCAUCGCGGGAGUGGUUCAAGCCAGAAAAUGGUGGGACGGUGAUAUUUGCGGGCCAUGUAGUCCUCAUCAUCUUCGAGGUCAUCGCCAUUGUCAUCUCCUCGCAAGGCCUCGAACGGGUCAAGAAGUUUCCGGGAUUGGUUCUUAGGGCCGAGUUUGCGUGGUGAGUUCUUACGCCGUCUCGUUGGGUCAGUUAACUAGUAAGACAUUACGGGACUGACACAUAGAGACAAAGCAUAUUAUCGCUGAUAUCCACGUGCACCGAGGUUGGCA
Molecule: messenger RNA, 596 nt
Organism: Colletotrichum phormii
Lineage: Eukaryota; Fungi; Ascomycota; Sordariomycetes; Glomerellales; Glomerellaceae
Exons: 1
Coding region: 104-490 (128 amino acids)
Source: RefSeq, a predicted model, not a curated record